CUGUUUAUCACGUGGUCACAUGCAUACAAAUUAAAAAGGGGUGAAAUUCCCGUAAAUUUAACCACGUGUCAAAGCUCAUUCGUGGUUCACAGUGUAUCCUGAUCUUCACGGACAUCAGAGUGCGUAUGGGGAUUUUGGUUCAACCUCAAAAACUGGAUAAACAAUGAAAUGAGUGAGCAAACUCCGCCCCUCCUUGUGGCCUUAGUCUCAGGGGCUCUGGCUGGGACCGUAGUUGAUGCCUCCCUCUUCCCCUUGGACACAAUCAAGACACGCCUACAGAGCUCAGCUGGAUUUCUCAAGGCUGGUGGAUUCCGUGGGAUUUACUCUGGCCUCGGCCCAGCGGUCCUAGGUUCAGCGCCAACAGCCGGCGUGUUCUUUUGCACCUAUGAGUUCACUAAACAGCUAAGUUCAUCGCUUGGGUUGACUGGUAGCUCUUGCGAACCGAUCACACACAUGAUUGCAGCAUCAUUGGGCGAGGUCACUGCCUGCUUCGUCCGAGUACCAGUCGAGGUGGUGAAGCAACGGGCCCAGGCUAGUCGAAACGCCAGCGUUAGUAUUCUCAAAUCGGUCUUGCGGAAUGAAGGCGUGAGAGGGUUGUACCGUGGCUACCUCAGCACCGUCGUCCGUGAAGUUCCAUUCUCCAUCAUCCAGUUCCCAUUGUGGGAGAUGCUCAAACUGAGAUGGGGACAGCGGCAAGGGAGACCUGUGGAUGCUUGGCAGUCGGCCGUGUGCGGAGCGCUGGCCGGUGGCAUCUCUGCUGGGCUGACGACUCCACUGGAUGUGGCCAAAACAAGAAUCAUGCUGGCUGCCAAAGACAGUGCGACGGCCAAAGGGAACAUCGCCAGUGUGUUGAAAGACAUCAAGAGGACCAGUGGAGUGCGUGGACUGUUUGCCGGGGUCGUCCCGAGAGUUUUGUGGAUCAGCAUUGGGGGAGCCAUAUUUUUGGGUGUUUAUGAAAAGGCCAAGAUAUCACUGCUGAAACUAGAAUCUUAUGAGAAGAGUCCAACAACAAGUUGAUAUAGAAUUAUGUUAAGUUACAAAAUAAACGUUCGAGGCAUCUUUCUUUCAUUGACAAUGGAACAAUUUUCCCAGACUUACAAACUUUGUCAUUUGCUGUAGAAGUGAUACUGAACAUUUGUUAAUUUAAAAACUAAUUAUUUAAACGUAAUUUAGGAUUAGUGAUUAUGAGGUCACAUUGUGAAACCCUGCUUUGUAGCAAGUGAGAAUUUCCUGGUGUACAAAGUUACAAACGACACGGAUGUCUGCACUUGUACUUUUUCAGCUAUGAAAUCCACAACAGAUGUUAAUUGGGCCUGGGCCGACUGAAAGAAUUGAAAUAAAGAGUGCUGCUAAUGUGACAUAA
Molecule: messenger RNA, 1363 nt
Organism: Patiria miniata (bat star)
Lineage: Eukaryota; Metazoa; Echinodermata; Asteroidea; Valvatida; Asterinidae
Gene: slc25a26
Product: peptidyl-prolyl cis-trans isomerase-like 3
Exons: 2
Coding region: 169-1017 (282 amino acids)
Biological process (GO): protein peptidyl-prolyl isomerization
Cellular component (GO): mitochondrial inner membrane; catalytic step 2 spliceosome
Molecular function (GO): peptidyl-prolyl cis-trans isomerase activity; S-adenosyl-L-methionine transmembrane transporter activity
Source: RefSeq, a predicted model, not a curated record